AAACCACCAAGCAACCAAACAAGCCAGAGUGGUGAACAGUGAGGAGGGAGGACGGGGUCAGUUACCAGAUGCUUGUCCCUUGGGGAUUAUUGCUCAUCAGCCAACGUUGGUUCAAAUCCGGUGAGUGCCCACUGACUGGCUAUUGAUGACCAUGAAACGGGGUGUGAAACGCAAGGCUGAUGGCCAUCCCGAUGAGCGGGACCAUGAUGAAGGCGGUCAAGUGGGUUGGUCGAAUUUCCAGAUCGCCACCCGGCGACGCGAAUCCUUACGACUGAAAUCGCAGAUCUGCGCCACGCCCGGACUAGUGGAGAAAGCUUUGAAGGACAAGAUCCAGGUGGAGAUGUCGCUCAUCGAGGGCACGGCCAAAUUCAUCUUGGCUUGCCACAAUCAGACUCAGAGCUUAGAAGCGGGCAAAACACUUCUUGUCGCACGAUUGAGAUCCGACAUGAUGAAAUUUGAGCUCAACAAGAUCCGGCGUGGGCGGGGCAGCCCGCCCAGUAACCGCGGCAAGCCCUCUUACGCCGGCCUCAGCUUAUCCGACAUCCGAAUCCCGCUCCUAUGGCGCCGAAAAGAGCAUUUGCACGACACGGUGGAUUCACGACGAUUUGCCGUGUUCGUGGUCGCCCGCAUUGGGUCCCAAAUCUACGACACGACCCUCAUUGAGCCCGUGGAUCGUCACGUAACGGAUGUGUCCGUGCCCGAUGUGCUCUUGUUCAGUAAAGUCCCACCUUACUUCGAAAUCACCCUCGAGGUCUAUAGUCACGAAAUGGAGAAGGAAUUGGGGCGUGGCAUCACGGCCACGCCUCAAAAGAUUGUCCGUUCAAUUAGUCGCGCUGUCGGACGGACCAUGACCAAAUCUAUGAAGAACUUCGAGGACAUUGGGCCCAAAUUCGAGCUCAUCGCCUCGGUCACGUUGACCUUGGAUGAUUGUGACGAGAAGGUCAAGAGUCAUGAGCUCUAUGUGGAGGAGAGCAAUCCCAAUCAUGAUGAGGAUGAGACCCCUGCCCACCAUCAGUUGCCUCUCUUUGGCCAGAUUUGCGCUCGAUUGGCCGCUUUGCCGUACUGUUGUGAGGAGGAAGUUCUCUGCGGCAUCUUGACGAUGCGACGGAAUGGCAAACGCCGAGAAAUGUGGAGCAGUCUCAUCGACUGGAAGCUCUGUUUGUGGAAGGAUAAGAGCAAUAAGGAUGCGGCCAGAAUGCCUGAUCUCGAGAUCCCGGUCACGCGGGAUACCCAAAUACAGGAUUCGGGUGACGACAUACUAAGCGUGGCCAACAAGAAAAUCCGUUGGGAGUUUGUGUUCGAAGACAAAGAGAACCUGCACAACUGGCUCAUUCACUUGAUCCAACACGCCCACGAUCAUCGGCGAUGGAAACAAGCCGCCGAGCAACGAAUGCUGGUCUAUUCACCCCAAAACGUGACCGCCCAGCGGAGACCUUUCAAGAGAACGCGAAGCAAAUUGGUCAUGUUGUACAACGACAUUGACCGAUCCUGAGCCCGUUCCGAUAUCAGGCAUUCUCUGUUCAACAGGAGUACUACGUACCCGCAUUAACAAUACAAAUAUACCUGAAAGUGCUCGUUUUUUAAUUCAA
Molecule: messenger RNA, 1589 nt
Organism: Tigriopus californicus
Lineage: Eukaryota; Metazoa; Arthropoda; Copepoda; Harpacticoida; Harpacticidae
Product: rhotekin-2-like
Exons: 4
Coding region: 146-1492 (448 amino acids)
Biological process (GO): septin ring organization; actomyosin contractile ring assembly; mitotic cytokinesis
Cellular component (GO): actomyosin contractile ring
Source: RefSeq, a predicted model, not a curated record